Cherax quadricarinatus is the source of this 5125-nucleotide messenger RNA. Its product is annotated as toll-like receptor Tollo. Gene Ontology annotation, molecular function: protein binding. Gene Ontology annotation, cellular component: extracellular matrix. NCBI's taxonomy places the organism in Eukaryota, Metazoa, Arthropoda, Malacostraca, Decapoda, Parastacidae. The record is from RefSeq and is a predicted model, not a curated record. Gene Ontology annotation, biological process: signal transduction.
GCAGCUGCGGCGCUGCAGCGGGAAGACAGUAUGAGUUGAGCCAGUGGGAGGGACGGAUCAUGACGCUCCUCCGCCUCUCACUGCGGUAAUGUUGGUCCGAGUCAAGUUGAAGACUCCGCAACUUCCCUCCCGCCUGCAGGAAUGUCUCUCAUGGCAUUUCCACUCGCAGUAAAAUAACCCUGGACAAUCAAAAUGUGGAGUGCGAGAUUUUGGGAUGGCAGGGCGCUGCUGUUCAUGGUGUGGCAAGCGGUGGUGCGCUGCGAGGGUCUGGCUGUGCGAUACAGCGCCGCAGAGUGCGAAAGUCAGGUCCUUAGUGAACGUGAGAGAGCGCUUACCUGCUCCCUCAAGACCCUGGACAAUGACAUGAGGGUUGCUAACUUGAGCGACAUCCCAGUGGAUAGUGUAGUGAAACUAUCCCUUAAGUGCAGUGAGGUGUAUUACUAUCAGAGUGUCUUAACGCCUUUCACUCUGUCGGGCUUCGUCAGAGUAAGAGAACUCAAUGUGGAGUAUUGCAAGAUUAGUGAAAUAGACGAUAACACAUUUAUAAACCUUAGAAAUUUAAGAAAUUUGACUUUACGGACUAAAAAUUCUGACUGGCCGGUGAUGAGUCUUACAGCUAAGCCAGAUGUGUUCCGUCCUUUGCAGCAGCUAGAGCGGCUAGAUCUAAGUGCUAACAAUAUCUGGGAGCUGCCAGCUGGCGCUUUCUGCCACCUUGCCACCCUCAAACUGCUCAAUUUAAGUCACAACCACCUACAAGAUAUCACGCAGCUGGGGUUCGGGGAAGGAGGAGGAGGCGUUGACAGAGGGACACUGUCUCCAUGCCGCUCUGAUGUCAGCUCUCUCGACCUCUCCAACAACGAUGUCACUGUGUUGGUGUCCGCCUCGCUACAGGGCCUAGGACGUCUCCAACACCUUUUCCUCCAACACAACGAACUCGGCAAAGUGGAUGACAAUGGUUUCCACGGUCUUAACAGUCUGCGUACGCUUGAUAUUUCCCACAACAGACUGGUAGCGUUGCCUGAGGACGCCUUCCUGCACACUCCUGGCCUCAUGUACUGUCGAGCUAAAAACAAUUCCCUCUCUGGACUAGCGCCGGGGCUCUUUCGUGGCUUAGAGCACCUAGUUGAGCUGGAUCUUUCUCAUAAUGAGCUCAAGUCUGAGUGGCUGACUUCUUCCAUCUUUCAAGGAUUAAUCCGCCUGAUGCUACUGGAUCUCUCUUACAACAAGAUCUCGCAACUAAACCAACAGGUCUUCCGCGAUCUUUACAACGUGCAGGUUCUCAGACUCUCGCACAACCAGUUGCAGACCCUGCCUACGGCAGCAUUCUCAGCCUGCGUCAACCUACACACUUUGGAUUUAUCCUACAAUCAGUUAACAAGUAUCCCAGACAGAGCGUUCCAGGGAGUUAAUGUACUGAGUUUCCUAGCGCUGGAUAACAACCAGAUCAGCGACGUUGGCGCAGCAUCACUCAGCAACCUCACAAGUCUGGAAGAUCUUAACCUUAAUGGUAACCAACUGACGGUAAUUCCUGCAGAUGUGGGUCACCUGCGGUACCUCAAAACACUAGAUCUCGGAGAGAACCAGAUCACCUCCUUGGAAAACAUACCCGUCAAGGGCCUACAGUUCCUGUACGGGUUAAGGCUCGUCAACAACAAAAUUAGUGGCAACAUUACGAAAGAUACGUUCAAUGAUAUACCUUCCCUCAAAAUACUAAAUUUAGCAAAGAAUUCUAUAACGCAUAUUGAAAGUGGAACCUUUGAUAAUAAUCUGAACCUUCAAGCAGUUCGACUCGAUGCAAAUAUGCUUACAAGUUUUAGCAAUUUAUUUGAAAACCUUCCGAAUUUAGUGUGGUUAAAUGUGUCUGAUAAUACCAUAGAAAUGUUUGAUUACCAUUUUAUUCCUGUGAGUCUACAGUGGUUAGAUCUACAUAAAAAUAAAAUAAGUGAAUUGGGAAAUUAUCUUGAACGUCACGAUUUAAAUUUGCAAACUCUGGAUGCUAGUUUUAAUAAAUUGCAAUAUAUAAAUAGCAUCCAAAUCCCAGAUAGUGUGCAGUUGUUAUUUUUAAAUGACAACAGGAUAUCAGUGGUUGAACCUUUCACUUUCUUUAAGAAAGCUAAUUUGACUCGUGUGGAUCUCUUCGCUAACCAGCUUUCUAAGAUGGACAUGUCAGCCUUGAGAUUGUUAGAACUUCCGGCUAACAAGUCCUUGCCGGAGUUCUACCUUGGAGGCAACCCCUUCGUCUGUGACUGCAAGAUGGAGUGGUUGCAGAGGAUCAAUGGCUUGGAGCAUGAACGCCAAAACCCUCGCAUCAUGGACCUGGAGAGCAUUUACUGCCAGAUGCCCUUUGCUCGCACGGGAGCCUUCAUAGCUCUUGUGGAAGUCAAUCCUUCACAGUUCCUCUGUCAGUACGAGACUCACUGCUUCGCUCUGUGCCACUGCUGCGAGUUCGACGCCUGUGACUGUGAGAUGACGUGUCCUGAUGGCUGUGGGUGUUACCACGACCAGUCGUGGAGAUCCAAUAUUGUGGAUUGUUCACUGCAGGACGUGCAACAAGUGCCAGAACGCAUCCCAAUGGAUGCCACGCAGGUUUACCUUGAUGGUAAUGAUCUUAGGAACCUCUCCUCCCACUCAUUCAUCGGACGUAAGCAUCUUCAAAUUUUGUACGUGAAUGCUUCUAAUGUCAAAACACUUGACAACGGAACUUUCAGUGGACUAACACGACUGACUGCACUGCAUCUGCAGGACAAUCUAUUGGAGGCACUAAGAGGCAACGAGUUCCAGGGGCUGCAAGGAGUGAGGGAACUGUACCUCCACAACAACCAUCUACGGUACAUUCAUCAACAUACCUUUGCAACACUCUCUCACCUUGAAAUCCUGACACUCCACAACAACCAACUGAUCAACUUCCCCGUGUGGCGACUAGUGGACAAUCCCUACCUCAGCCGCGUCUCCCUCAGUGCCAACCAGUGGUCAUGUCAGUGUCAGUUCGUCGAAUCCUUCGGUAUCUGGCUCACAGGGAACGAGCGUAAAGUCUCUGACGGCCGGGAUAUCAAAUGCUACACUGACGAGUCUGAGGAGGAACCUGGAUUGUACAUCAUGGAUUUCAAUGCCACUACCUGCAUGAAUACCACUUCCUCGUCUACCGUCAUACAACCCAUCGUUCUGGACAACUUGUUGCAUCCAGUGAUUGCCACAUGUGUCGCCUUUGUGGUGAUAGUUCUGCUGAUACUAUGUGUCCUGUAUCGCAGUACUAUACGAGUGUGGAUCUACUCUCACUGUGGCUUCAGGAUGUGUCACAAGGCUACCAACACUGAUGACAGGGACAAGUUGUUCGAUGCCUUUGUCUCCUACAGCUCCAAGGACGGGUGGGUGAAUCAGGUCCUCGCUGGGGAGCUCGAGAGAGGCGAGAGGCCCUAUCGUGUCUGUCUUCACUACAGGGACUUCCCGGUCACUGCCUACAUCGCAGACACGAUAGUAGAAGCAGUGGAAUCUUCCCGCCGCACCAUCAUUGUCCUCUCUAAAAAUUUUAUAGAGAACGAAUGGUGUCGAUUCCAGUUCAAGAGUGCCCAUCACGAAGUAUUUAAGAAGAGACGGCAGCGUCUGAUUGUCAUUGUCUUAGGGGAGAUCCCUGCGAGAGAUCUGGAUCCUGAUCUCCGCCUCUACCUCAAAACCAACACCUGCAUUCACGCCAGUGAUAAACUCUUCUGGGAUAAGCUGAGAUUUGCAAUGCCAGACGUGCAAAACAGUCAACGAGUGGUACACACCUACAGUUCAAUCCCGGAGAGGUCCUCCUCCACCACCAACAAGUACAGUGUUAACAGCCCAGCGUCUAUACACCAUAACCUUCACGGGGGAUCCGAUGCUUACUGGGCGUAGGACACUGAAGGGCUCUGCUUAUAAAUGUCCGCCUGAGUUCUGUUUAUAAGUCUACAAGAGGGCGAUGUUUCAUUGUAUAUUUAUACAUGAUAGAGCUCUGUGGUUACAUAGAGUUCCGAUGGAAGAGUAUGUAUCAGGCUCUAUUUGUAAGAGCCAAGUGCCAUGGGCUCUGCACCAGUGUUUUAUAGUGUUAAAACAGAGCCCUUUAAGUGUGCCAAGUGGCUGUGUUGAACGAUAUAUGCGAGAGAUAUAUAAAGCUUUAAAGUGACAAGUGUUAAAGUGGUUGAUUCCUAUCUGAAAUGUCCAGAAAUACUAAAACAAACCAUUGAAACGUACGCCAUGAAAAUUUCUGCAAACCUAAUUGAGCCUAGCAAGUGUUGCGUGUGAAAAGGGGGGGGGUUAAACCCUAAUUUGUACAUUAUGGAGGUUUGUAUAUGUUAUUUAUCUCCAUCAAUGACCAUACAACAUCUAGUCAUAUAUAUUAUGUAUGAAAUUCAAGACCUGGCUAGGCUCUAAUUCCUUUUAAAAUAACAAUCUUUAUAUACAACGAACAAUCGUGUCAGCAAACCUUUUUUAAUGGCAACUAUCUACUGUUCAAUGCUUCUUUUGUAAGUGUGCUGAAGGGGGGAAAAAAAUCAUACAACUCGGGUCGGUAUUGUGUCAUUGUCACUAAACGAAAAACAAGAAUGCAAAUUUUUUUUUUAAUAUGCAUAACUGUUGUGGUGUGUGGGUGUGGUGAUCAUACAGGCGAGCAGUUACUAGCUUAUCCAAGAACAAUCCUAUAUUAAGAAUAUUUUGUGUGUUUUGGACAUUCUGGGAAAAAUAUCGUUCAUUUCAUGCACAGAGAGUGAGAGAUAGAGAGAAAUAUUUUCAUAUAUAUAUAUAUGUCGAGCCGAAUAGGUAAAACUGGUCAAUUACCAAGAACUCAUUCAAAAUUAAGUCCUUUCUAAAAUUUUCUCUUAUACGUUUAAAGAUAUAUUUUUUUCAUUAAUGUCGAUGUAAAAAUUUAUAAUUUUGCACCAAAAGGAACUUAGAAAACUUACCUGACCUUAUAACAAGAACUAAAUAUAUUUUAGAUUUGUUUACAAUAAUUUAAUACUAAACAAACACAGUGAAAUAUAUUUUUUUCGUUAGGUUCAGAAUGAUUUUGGCAAAAUUAUUGCAUACACAAAUUUUCACUUGUCCUAUAUGGCAAGAUGAACGUUGCUAUUUAAGCCAAGAUGGCAAGUUCUGCCUAUUCGGCACGACA